AUAUGCACCCACACUAGCGUGCGCCCUCGAAAUAAUCGUGUUCAUUCUCAAAACGCCGCUAAUCAGUCACGCCACAGCAUUGCAAUGUCAAAGAUAUUGCACACGACAAAGUUUAUAAGAAAGUUAAAAAUUGGCGACUGGAGAUGGCCAAGUCCGCCGAUUCAACGCACACAUUGUGACAUUUUAUUGCAAAGAAAUUGGCGUACGCGCAGUCUGUGUACUGUAACCAAUGAUAGGUAUAAUGCGAAGAAUUAUGCAAAACAAUUGGAUGUAAAAGAAAAUACAAAUUAUAAUGUGCACGAGCAGCUUAACAAAAUUGCUGAAAAAAUAAAAUUUUCUGGUCAUAUUCUAAAGAGUGAUGUGGAACAAAUAUUAAAUACUGUUAUAAAAAAUGGCACCUUGACACAGAUGCAGGCUUUACUUUUACUUCGUACUUGCAAUUAUUUUACAUUCUAUGAAAAUUUAAAAACAAGAACAACAUUAUGUAAUAAUGUCUGGAGUACCAUAAAAACACUUGAUGUUAAAUUGGAUAUAAAUUGUUAUAAUGCUUUGAUACUAGUCUACCUUGAGAAUAAUAUAGAUUUUUCACCAAAUGAUAUUCUAACAGAAUUAAAAGAAAAAAAUAUACAACCAAAUUAUCUGACUUAUCAAAGAUUUGUUGAUCAAUAUUGUAGGAAAGGAGAUAUUGUUGGUGUAACGAAAAUUUUAGAAAUAAUGAAUAAUGAAAAUAUCCCCAUAAAUGAAACAAUUUUUAAUUCUCUAAUUCAAGGUCAUUCAGUAUUUGGAAAUGAUUCCAAUGCACUUAAUAUUUUAAAUAUAAUGAAAAAGGCUGGGAUUGAUCCAACGUCCUCCACAUAUGCUAACAUUUUAUGUAUUCAUGCUAAGAAUGGUAAAAUAGAUGAUAUAAGAUCUGUGCUUCAAGAAUGUAAGGAAAGAAGGAUUCAUUUUAUGAAUACAGAUAUACUAAAUGUUAUAUACACAUUGGCAGUCAAUAAGCAUUCCGAGUAUAUCGAAGAGACAAGAAAAUUAGUUAUCAGUGAUUUGGAUGUUGAAACGUUGGUUAAAUAUUGUGGAAUUUUAAAACAAGAAAAAAUUGAUGCGAGAGCAUUUGAAAAUGCUGUAUACUUUUCUUACCAAAACGAUAAACCUGAUUUUGUUAUUCCACUGUUUGAAGAAUUGAAGGAAUUAGGAGGAGAUGUAAGGGAACACUAUUUUUUCCCAUACAUGGUUUAUAAUUCAAAGAAAAACAACUUACAUGGAACAUUGGAUAUAUUGAGAAUAAUGUUUUGUAAAUUUAAUAUUAAACCAAGUAUAAGAACAUUGAUAAAUUUUGUAAUUCCUAACAUAAUGGAACCUCCUGAAAAAAUAAUUAGAAUACUCGAGUCUUAUAAUAUAUCAUUCACAAGAAGUGCCAAUGCUGUACUAUUUCAUUUACUGCAACAGAAUAAAUUAGAAAAGGCUUGUUCAUUUAUAUCGCAAACAACUCAUGCUUAUAAACCAAAACAACUAAUAGAUAAUCUAACAAAUGCCUUAAAUACAACCAAAGAUAUAAAAUCAUUUAUGAAAAUAGUUGACUACAAUUAUAACACACUUAAGAACGAUUCUGAGAAAUUUAAAGAUGAUUUUUCUAGAGAAAUGAAUGGUGAAACGUUCGUUCUAACGCAACUAAAUGAUAUUAUAAAUAAAAUUUCAAAUGUACAUGGUCACAUUGCUAUAAAAGAAAUGCUAGGUUAUAUGUGUAAACACAAUUUGAAAUUAAAUGAUGCCGUAGCUGAUAAAAUGAAAGCUUAUUUAGGUCAAUAUAUCGAUCAAACCACAACAUUUUUUCUACAAAAAUUAAAGUCAAAUGUACAAGAAGAAUCGGAAAAUGUUAAAACUGCUAUUGGGAACAAAGAUACAAAGACUGUUAAACAUUUAAUUCAGAAAUUAGAAGAAGAACAGAUAAAUGUUCCCCCCGCCUUUGCUGAGAAUAUAAUUAAUUUUUUUGCUAAAAUAGGUGAUUUCAAAGAAGUUGAGAAGUGGUUGCAGAUAAUAAGUAAAGACGAAGAUUUGUAUAAGAUGGAUAGCGAUACAAUAAUGCAUUGUGUCAAUAUGUAUCUCAAAAAUAAAAACUUAGAUGAUGCAAGCAAAGUAUUAAAAUAUCCAUGUCUAAAGAAGAGUCAAUUCUUAGGAACUGAGUGUAUGAAUGCAUUUGAUUCAUUAUGCUUCCGACAUCCAGACCGAGUCAUGGAAGUAUUCAAGACGAAUAAGAAAGAUUAUGCCAUGGAGUUAUAUAAAUUCAUGAGUGAGAAUCAUAACAUAUUGUUACAGAAAUUUAUACUUUACAAGUUUUUCAUAGAUCAUGAAGACGCUGACUCUCUGCAGCAAGUAACGGAUUUAGCUGUAAAGAUUAUUGGAGAGAAAAAAGCGUUACAUGAACUUGCUAUUGCAUUCAGCGAAUGCAAUAGAAUACAACAAGCAAAAAAAAUCUUCAUGAUAGAUGGUAUAAUCAGUUCUCAUGCAAUUGAGCAAACUGUCGAGCUAUACUUAAAAAAAAAGGAAGAUCACAAUUUGGAAAAUUUAUGCAUGACCCUGAAUGGUCUUUAUGAACACGUAGAUGAUCUUUUCUUUAAAUUAAUAAAAUUAUAUGAACAAAAUAAGCAAUUUGACAAAUGUCGGAAUCUUUGGACGAAAUUGCAAGACGAUAGCAAUACAACAUCAUUUUUCCUUCUAAAUAAAUUAGAGCAAAGAUUAAACAAGAAUUAUUCACCUACAAACUCUUUGGAUAAUGAUGUCGAAAAGGCCAAUAAACAACAGUUGAAAACUGAAGAAAUGUAUGAAAGGUUAAGUGUCAUAACAAACCAUGUCAACAACAAUAACAUUGACAAAGCUAUACAACAGAUUAAUCUAUUUCUGGAUGAUACAAACAAACUAAAACAUAAUGAGAGCUUUCUCAACAUCGUUACAAAUGUUGUCGUGAAAUUAGUAGAGGCAGACGAUCUUAGAACUUCUGCCGAAUUAGCUAAUAAGCUAAUGAACACUACUACCGAAAUAAUAAAUAGUCUAUUAAAUGAUAAUGACAAGAAAGACGAAAUGCACGGACCGUUAAAUGCAAUCUGGUUAAAACUAUUCAUAGAAGAUAAUCCUGAAGCUGAUGAUAUCUGGAAUUCAUACCUAAAGAAAUCCGUGUUUCAUGCUUUUGGUGCACUUGAUUUAUUAAAUUAUCUUAAUUUAUCAGAAAAAUUUCCUGACUUAUGUGAGAAAGUAAUGGAUAAUACGACUUUGCAACUUCGAUUUAAAAAUAGAUUUUUAACACAGUCAUGUACAAUACUUUUAAAAUCUGAAAAUACAAAAAAGUUUGAAUUAGUAUACAAUUGUUUGCUUCAUGGAGUGAAAAUUCUCAAAUAUAGUGAAUUAAAUAAAAAAAUACUAGCUUCGUUAGAUAACAAUUUAAAGGAUGGACUUUCGGUGGAAUCAUUGCGAGACGAAAGUGAAAGAUUAAAACAAAUGGCCAUUUAAAUAGCGUAUA
Messenger RNA from Ceratosolen solmsi marchali, 3508 nucleotides. It is a transcript of the gene bsf, whose product is annotated as bicoid stability factor. Gene Ontology annotation, molecular function: protein binding; mRNA 3'-UTR binding. The record is from RefSeq and is a predicted model, not a curated record. The transcript has 21 exons. Gene Ontology annotation, biological process: regulation of mitochondrial translation. NCBI's taxonomy places the organism in Eukaryota, Metazoa, Arthropoda, Insecta, Hymenoptera, Agaonidae. Gene Ontology annotation, cellular component: nucleus; mitochondrion. Bases 85 to 3498 code for a protein of 1137 amino acids.